Molecule: messenger RNA, 2804 nt
Organism: Chanos chanos (milkfish)
Lineage: Eukaryota; Metazoa; Chordata; Actinopteri; Gonorynchiformes; Chanidae
Product: protein ABHD15
Exons: 2
Coding region: 581-2173 (530 amino acids)
Biological process (GO): lipid metabolic process
Molecular function (GO): monoacylglycerol lipase activity; short-chain carboxylesterase activity
Source: RefSeq, a predicted model, not a curated record
AAACCAAACAGUCUAGGUACAAAGGGGAUUUGUCAGGGUGCAAUACCCUCCAGGUCCUCAACUUAUUAAACUGUAUGUUUUUGUGCUCUUGUGCUUACUCCAAGCUUUUCUCCAUUUAUACAUCUUUAGUGUCUAGCUAAGCCUGUUCUGGAGAUGGUGAGAUAGCACUGUGUGCCUGAGGAUGGCUACUGUGUGUUAUAUGAUUUUUAUGAAGCUGUUUCCGAGAGAGGUUUUUUUGGAUCAAAGAAUUGCUAAUGAUUUCUGGAGGAGGGAAAAACAGAGGGAGGGAGAAGACUGGGGGAGGGACACAUUCAUUUUGUGAGAGAGAAGAAGAGAGAGAGGCAGACACUAGAAAGAGUGAAAGAAGCGACAGAGAAAAAACAUAAUUUUCUUCUUUUUUUAUUUGUGCUAGUUGUGCAAGAAGCCAAACAACACUCUUGAUUGCUUGUGUGGAUUGAGGAAAUGUAGUGGACAUGAAGAAUACGUUAAAAUAUGCCAAAAUCUGUCGUUUCCUACCGGACCUGUCUGAUGUGACUCUACCGUUGGUUCAAGGUUUGGGGAUUAGUCUUUUGCUCUUAUCAUGUGGGACUUUCUUUUCUGCCUCUCACCCUUUCUAUUUCUGUUAGUCACUUCUAUGUUGCUUCGCUGGCAAAGGCUGUGUCACCUCACUGAACAUGGUGCUCAGCAUCUAGGCUGGUGUGCAUGGAACAUAAUCUGCUGGGUCCUGGAGCUCCCACAGACCGUAGACUUGGGUCCCCACAGGGAAGGGGCAGAGGUUAGGUUGAUCUGCAAGCCCACCGCUCUCGCCAGUUACCUCAUCAAGAACUGUGGAACUCUGACACGACCGCAACUUGCUGGUCGACCCCGCGGUGACCCUCACCUGCAAAUUUUCCUAAAUCUUGUUUGGCCUGUGGAAGAAGGUGUACCAGAGCAGGGUGGGAUCUCCUUCACCCGUGAUCACCUUCUUCUGAGGGAUGGGGGCAUUGUGGCCCUGGACUGGGCAGUGGGAUUUAGAAGUGAGCGAGCUACAGCCAAGCAGGAGCAACAAGUUGGAGUAAAGGUGCUUGGCUAUCAUUCCAGCAACCCUCCUAUUCUCAUUCUAGUCCCCAACGCUUUAGGUCGGAUGACUCCACACUUGCUUAGCUUGUGUUCCGUAGCAUUGCAGCAGGGUUUCUAUCCUGUGGUGUUUCACAGACGUGGCCACAGCGGCUGCCCUCUCUCCACGCCACGCUACCAGGAGUUUGGAGAUCCCUCAGACCUAGUGCAGGCCAUCGCGUACCUUCGGAGCCGUCACCCGUCCUCAGCUCUUGUUGCUGUUAGUGAGGGUUCAGGCUCAGGCCUGUUGCUGUCCUACCUUGGGGAAUGUGGCUCAUCUUCCUAUCUAAUGGCAGCUGCUUGCAUCUCACCAGUGUUCCAUGGACAGCUAUGGUUCGAGACACCUGUACCACAGAUCUACCACUGGGUGGCCCUGUUUUAUCGUAAGCUGCAAAUCAGCAGGUACGCCACUGCUUUGAGCUCAGUAAUGGAUGUUGAGCAGAUCCUGCACUGCCGUUCCCUCAGGGAUAUGGAGGAACUCAUGUUCUGUGCUGCCAAGCAGUCAGCUCACAGGUCGACCGAGCCAGAGACACAGGGUGGAGAGGAGGGAGUGAAAGACCACUCAAAGACCGACUGGGCAGGAUACUGGGAGCGUAACGAGCCGUUGCGUGAUGCUGAUGAGGUGGCUGUGCCUGUGCUUUGCCUGUAUAGCUGUGAUGAUCCUCUUCUGCCUCCUUCUUCCACUUUGCCCAUGUCCCUCUUUCAGAAUAACCCUUAUUUCCUUCUUGCCAUGACCAACAGUGGCAGCCACUGUGGCUUCAUGCAGGAGGGAAAGGGAGAUGCUGGCGCCCUCAUGUGGAGCCACAUGGUAGUGCUGGAGUACUUCAAGGUGGUAGCAGACUUCUUCAGGAUGGAGGAGUGGAAAGUGAACUGUAGAAGAGACACUGGGGUGGGGGACACUCAGGGAGCAAGGAUGAGGACCAGUGCCGCACUACCCCGCAGGAGGAGAGCUUCUCUAGUGAGGAGGGUCAGGUCCACCUCUGGUCCACGGGCACGCUUACGCUGCAGCCACUCUGAAGUGGACACGCUUGAGGAGGAGCAAAGUAUCUUCACCUGGAAUAGGUCAUACACUCGAUGACCAUGAAAACACAAGGGGAAACAUUAAAAUGACAUGAGAAACAGCUCAGAAUGUAAAGGUUUCAGUGAAAGGAUACAGGGAAAGAUUAAACAUGCAUUCAGUUUAGCAGAAAGUAUUUGCCGUCAGAGGCAAAGUAUUUGCCGUGAAGAGGCAAUAGGGUAAAUCUAGACUAGCCGGUCCACCUCUGGCAUGCAAUUAUAUCACUACAGGAUUAAGCACCUGCUGUAACACACUCAGUCCUACUGUGAAGAGGUUCUAAGGUCUUGCUGAGCGUUCAGAGUGGGACAGCAAGUCAUACUACCUUAACACUCUCCAGGAAGAGGCUCACACAAGGUUAAAGGGAAGAAACCAGAGGGACAGAGGCCAGAGAACUGAUUUUUGUGUAUGUGUGUGCAUGCAUGUCUACGGUGGUAGCUGUCAACGAACCUUAACUGAUAAUAGGUGAACAAGACGGUAUUGACAGUCACUGAGAACUCAUUCUAGUUUUUGUGGUGGCCUCCCUCUUUAGUAACAAGUCUAAAGUCUAUGAACGUGCUGCUGGGGUCCUGUGCUCUCAUUAGCUUUGGAGUUUUGUAGCACUCUCACAGGAACUGUUCUUUCAAAACAAUUAAAUGUAUUGAUCUUGACAUAA